Heteronotia binoei (common prickly gecko) is the source of this 852-nucleotide messenger RNA. RefSeq names its product sperm acrosome membrane-associated protein 4-like. The coding region runs from base 180 to 557 and encodes 125 amino acids. The record is from RefSeq and is a predicted model, not a curated record. Lineage: Eukaryota; Metazoa; Chordata; Lepidosauria; Squamata; Gekkonidae. The transcript is spliced from 3 exons.
AGCUGGCUAUUUACUCCUGCCACACCCACCCGCCCCCCAGCCAACCGAGUCUGCAAUGGGUGGGGUGUGUGUAUAUAUAUCUCAAGCAGGCAACAUAAACCCCUUCAUUGACUCACAACUGCUGGGUUUGCUGCUGUUUGGAAUUACCAUUCCCCACAUUUCAAUCCAGCAACGACGCAAUGGGCAAAGUCCUUCUCCUGUGUGCUGCGAUUCUUGCCUGCACUGGUGUCGGGUCAGCUUUGCACUGCUAUCAAUGCACAUUCACCUUGUUCAACCUCCCCUGCAUAACCUCAAAUGUUACCUGCAAAGCUGGGGAAGUUUGUGCAACCAUCAAAGGAUCAGCAGUUGGCAAAACCGUAAUCAAGAGGAAGGAUUGCGUCUCCAAGGAAAACUGCGGCACAAACUCCACUGACACAUACCUAGGCGUCAAAUACACCACCACUUAUAAAUGCUGUGAGGGAGAUGCAUGCAACUCAGCCACCACGCUGUCCUCCGCUCACCUUUCCUUAUCCAUGGCACUGGCCAUGCUGGGCUUCUGGUUUACUCAGCUGCUCUAAAUGCCCACCUGCCAUCAGCAAGAGGGAGCAGCUUCCCCAGGAGAACAAGAAAAGUUAAACUUACUAAAUGCUCCUUGAGUAGCUACUCCUUGUUUAAUGAAAGAAUUGUAUUUUUCUCCAUCUGCAAUAGUUCAAUGCUGGACAAAGUUACACUCUCCUCAGUCCAUUAAAGGACUUAGAAGGGUGUUGCUCUGAUUACUACUGUACUCUUGAGUCAUAUAAAUCAAGUAUUGGUGGAAUAAAUUAAGGGGAACUGGUUGGAAGAAGGAAGUCCCUUCCCUUUUCUUUUGAUGCC